Messenger RNA from Cyprinodon tularosa, 2410 nucleotides. RefSeq names its product abhydrolase domain containing 17A, depalmitoylase b (gene abhd17ab). The record is from RefSeq and is a predicted model, not a curated record. Gene Ontology annotation, molecular function: palmitoyl-(protein) hydrolase activity. Gene Ontology annotation, cellular component: endosome membrane; plasma membrane. Gene Ontology annotation, biological process: protein depalmitoylation. NCBI's taxonomy places the organism in Eukaryota, Metazoa, Chordata, Actinopteri, Cyprinodontiformes, Cyprinodontidae. Bases 140 to 1105 code for a protein of 321 amino acids. The transcript is spliced from 6 exons.
GGCUGCCGACAGGACACUUAAAACUACAUUCCGUGUUGGAAACUGAAGAGGAAGACGACAUCCUUUAUUUAUUUAUACUUGUUGGUCUAAGCCACGUUUAUCUUUUCAUACUCCAAGAUCUUCAGCUCAACAGUGAAGGAUGAAUGGCCUCUCUCUCAGAGAGCUCUGCUGCCUGUUCUGCUGCCCACCAUGCCCAAGUCGCAUCGCAGCCAAGCUGGCCUUCCUGCCUCCGGAGCCCACAUACACCUUUCUGCCAGACCCUGAAGCAGGCCCUCCCACACCGGGUGCAACUGGGACGUCAAGCCUGCGGUCAAGGACUGGCGCUUCAGUUUCUGGAAGCGGGGGAGCUGGUCCUGUGGAGGGGAGGUGCAAGCUUCACCUGACAGAAAGAGCAGAGUUUCAGUACACUCAGCGAGAGCUUGACACCAUCGAAGUCUCCCUCACACGCUCCAGUAGAGGCAACAAAGUUGGCUGCAUGUACAUUCGCUGUGCCCCAAAUGCCAGAUUCACCGUGCUCUUCUCCCACGGCAACGCGGUCGACCUCGGCCAGAUGAGCAGCUUCUACAUCGGCCUCGGCACACGAAUCAACUGCAACAUCUUCUCCUACGACUACUCAGGUUAUGGAGUCAGCACAGGGAAACCCACCGAGAAGAACCUCUAUGCAGACAUAGAUGCUGCCUGGCAUGCCCUGCGCACACGGGUUUGUAUUUUACCAGAGAACAUUAUCCUGUACGGACAGAGCAUUGGUACAGUUCCCACCGUGGACUUGGCUUCCCGUUAUGAAUGUGCUGCUGUGGUUCUUCACUCACCUUUAACGUCUGGGAUGAGAGUGGCCUUCCCUGAAACAAAGAAAACCUACUGUUUUGAUGCUUUCCCCAAUAUCGAAAAAGUCUCUAAAAUCACUUCUCCUGUUCUCAUCAUCCACGGGACGGAGGACGAGGUGAUCGAUUUUUCUCACGGCCUGGCCCUGUACGAGCGCUGCCCUAAGGCCGUGGAGCCCCUCUGGGUGGAGGGAGCGGGACACAACGACAUUGAGCUGUACAGCCAGUAUCUGGACCGUCUGCGACGUUUUAUCGGACAGGAGUUGGCUGUUCAACAUGCCUGACCUCCACAACCGCAUUAUCAUGUCACUUUCUUCUUCCUCCGGCGAGCGAUGCCUCCCUGAGUGGAAGAGGAACGCAGCUGUCCAACUUGGUCCAAUGGAAUAUAGUGUUCCACGCAGCGUUACUGUAGGCCUUUAAAUGGACCAACAAGGCACAAAGGAAAUCUUUAUAAUUAGAUCCAUUUAGUUUGGAAGACGACAUUAUGACGGAAUCUCUUUAGGCUUGUUUUCUUUUUUUUCUGUGUUGCUAAUCUCUCACACCAGCUCAAAGCUGCAUAUUUCUCUGCAACAGGAAGGCUAGCACCAACACUAAACAGGCCGAUGUCUUUUUCAAGCCUCUAAAUAUCUUUUUUUUUUAUAAAAAUACAGGAUAUUUUAAGUUAAACAUGAGGCUAUUUCUACUAUAAAACAGUGAAGAAAACUAAUUUUAAAGAAUGACAUUACAUCAACUAUUCCAUAUAUCCUCCCCAUCAUUGAUUGUCGUGCUCUGAUCUGUCAUUCCCAGCGUCGUUCAGAUCAAUACGGAGGCAGAGCAGAUCUCAGGAGCCGUGGAGCUCCUCUAUUCCAAUGUCAUUAUUGAGCACUACCAUUCAGCAUAUUAUCAGUAUAAAAAGCUGAUGCCUUUUCAAAACUUUUUCUAUUUCCUUUGCGGUCUAUUUAACGACCAGACAAGUCUGUAAUGCUUUCAUAGAAGCUCUGCAUCAUUGCAAACCUUGGUUCUCCUGCAGAUCUUUUUCCCUUUGUUUUUACCAUCACAAAAAUGAUAAAACUUUUAAGCCGGCUAAUCUGAUCAUCUCAGGUUGGUUCAGAAAGGUGGUUAGAAAAAAAAAAAAUCCUCGUAUAUUUUUUGUCAGUGGUUUGCGUUUUAAGGCUACAAACUACCAAAGUUAUCCUUUUUUAAUGCUAGAAGAAACUGCUUUUCUUUUUUUUUUUUUUAGCUCUGAUGGACUGAUGGCAGCAAUUUUCAGGGUUUCUCGUUAGUUUCCAAACCAAAGUGUCAUCCAGCCUACCUGCUGCUGAUGUUUUCCAUCGUCACAUGCUAAAAGGGGAAAAGGUUUUAAGCUGGAUCUGUUUUUCUGUCUCCAACUUGUGUCGUUUUCUCUGUACGUCUUCUAAGAUAAGUUUGAAUGUUUUAUUAAAUUGUGUGUAAACUGAUGAAACAUGACACAGGAGCUUUAUGUAAACACGGCUCCUAUAUGUUAUUCAUUACUGACAUUUUUCCUUUUUUUUUUUUUUAGGUUUUAAAGGUUUUGUUUUUCUCUACAAGUUAAAGAGUAUAAAUCGAUAAAACAUACUCAGCAGUUUGAA